AGACUAGGGCGUCUCCGUUUCCUCCUCUCUGUGGUUCCGCCUGCAGCUUCCGCUUCCGGGGAGGGGCCUAAUUUUUCUUCGAAGAUUAGGGUUUCUGCGCUAUAGCUAGGAUGGCCGUGGUGCCGCUACUGUUGUUGGGCGGUUUGUGGAGUGCUGUGGGAGCGUCCAAUCUGGCUGUCGUUACAUGCGGCUCUGUAGUGAAGCUACUCAAUACGCGCCACAACGUGCGACUGCACUCACACGACGUGCGAUAUGGGUCAGGUAGUGGGCAGCAGUCAGUGACAGGUGUAACCUCUGUGGAUGACAGCAAUAGUUACUGGAGGAUACGGGGGAAGACCGCUACAGUGUGUGAGAGGGGAACCCCCAUCAGAUGUGGCCAACCCAUCCGGCUGACACAUGUCAACACUGGCCGAAAUCUCCAUAGUCACCACUUCACCUCACCUCUUUCUGGGAACCAGGAAGUGAGCGCUUUUGGUGAGGAGGGUGAAGGCGAUUAUCUGGAUGACUGGACAGUGCUCUGUAAUGGGCCCUACUGGGUGAGGGAUGGUGAGGUGCGGUUCAAGCAUUCUUCCACUGAAGUUCUGCUGUCUGUCACCGGAGAACAAUACGGUCGACCCAUUAGUGGGCAAAAAGAGGUACAUGGCAUGGCCCAGCCUAGCCAGAACAACUACUGGAAAACCAUGGAAGGCAUCUUCAUGAAGCCCACUGAGUUGUUAAAGACAGAAGCUCAUCACGCAGAGCUAUGAGUCUGGAAGCUGUGAGCCAGUGCCACCGCACAGGGUUCAUGACAUUUGCUGCUGCUGCUCCACCUUGGGAUCCCUGCCACAGGUUCCCCGGGCAGUGGCCUUGUCACCACUGAGAUGAAGAUGCAUGACAGAAUACAGUGGCUGUGGCUGGAAGCUUCAGCCCUUCACACUUGAAUUGGUUGUUCUCCCAGACUUUGGGUCAGUUCUUUUUGAGUACAGGACUUGCUGGUGAAGGAGCACAUACUUUUUGUUCGUAUUGAUAAAACAGAAACUGAGGGACACACGUCUCUUAGUUGGGAACUUUUUACUCCUCAGAAGCUUGGCAUCAUGCAUUAUUGAUGUGUGACUUUUCUCCUACUUUCUCCAGAAUGAUAAAGAAUUUCAUUAUUAGUCAUCAUGUUGUCAUUUAUUAGGUGUGCUAUUUCAUAAUCUGAUUGAUCCUUGAGUCUUACGAGAGUCACCGCUACUACUCUUGAGAUGCCAGAAACCUUUGGUGUGGGCCCUUUUAAGAGCCUUAUUUGCAUCCAAACUUUUUCUCUGUUUCCACUUUCCGAGCACCUCAGUUUUACUAGAUUUUUGACUAAUUAUGGCUAAAGACCCUCAAGGAAUACAGCUUAAUAAAUAGCCAAUAAAAUGUUUUACUCUGAAUUUGUUACUGCAGUUGAGAGAAAGGGUUAAGGGUAGUAAGAAGGAACCAAUAUUUAUUCACUGCUAAAACUAGAUACCGUACUGUAGUUCUUACCUCAUUUAAUUUUCACAGAGGUAUUGUAGGGUAGAUCUUAACAGUUUUACCAAUGCAGAACAUAAAGGUUUAGUAACUGUGUGAAUUUUUUUUUUUUUUUAAGUUUAUUUAUUUUGAGAGAGAGAGAGAGUGCAAGCAGGGUAGGGGCAGAGAGCGGGGGCUGGGCGGGGGGAAUAACAAGCAGCUCUGUGCUGUCAGCGCAGAGCCUGAUGCAGGGCUUGAACUCAGGAACCGUGAGAUCAUGACCUGAGCCGAAAUCAAGAGUUGGACCCUUAACCGACUGAGCCACCCAGGCGCCCCAACUGUGUGAAUUCUUAAAGCUAAUAAUUUAAGGAUAGGAAUCCAGCUGUGUCUCUUUUUUUUUUUUUUAACUGCAUUACACUUGUGUUUCGCUCUUGGAUGAUAACUGCUUCGUUUUGGACAAAUGUAGGGAUAUCUUUCUCUGAACGGGGGGGUAGAAAACUUUCGUUCUCUGUUUACCUCAUUUCUUCCUUUUUGUUUCUGGGUCAAUUCUAGAAAGUUUGCUCCUAGGUCUUUCAAGCAUGGUUGUGGUGAACAGAAAUGUCUGCCAUCUGCUGGAAUUUCAGUGACUAGCAGGUCUUUUUAUUUUUAGAAACAUUUUUUGGGGGGUACCUGGCUGGCUCAGUCCAUGGAGGGAGGGUGUGACUUGAUCUCGUGGUGGUGAGUUUGAGUCCCGUGUUUUUUUUUUUUUUAACGUUUAUUUAUUUUUGAGACAGAGCGUGAACGGGGGAGGGUCAGAGAGAGGGAGACACAGAAUCUGAAACAGGCUCCAGGCUCUGAGCUGUCAGCACAGAGCCCGACGCGGGGCUCGAACUCACGGACCAUGAGAUCAUGACCUGAGCCGAAGUCGGCCGCUUAACCGACUGAGCCACCCAGGCGCCCCUUGAGUCCCAUGUUUUAAAAAGAAAGAAACAUGGAUUUUUUUUUUUCCUCCUUUGCUUUGGGGACUCAACAUUAAACAUUUGGGGAUACCUGGUAUGUGCCCAUGACAUUAAAAGGCUUGGUGUUUUUUACAAGGACUUAUUUCAGUAAGUUGAGACCAUGAACUAGUUGGGCUCUAUCUCCAUCUUCUCCCCCAUUUUCCCGCUUCAGUUGCAUUGAUCAUUUGAGAUCUCUCCAUGGUGACAGUCUGGGAAGAAAAAAAGAAAGGAAAUGCUAGGAAUCAGCUGAAUAAAGGGAACAGAUUGGACAAGAUGAAUGAGAGUAGGGAGGUUUGUUGCAAGGUACCCCUACAUGGCUUGAACAGUGUUUUCACUGAGUCAUUGGGCCUUCCCUUAGGGUUAACAGAAUCUACCCUGCUGGGAAGCAGAUUACAAGGAAGAUGGCGGAGCGGUAGAGCUUGAGAGAAGUAUGGAUUUGAAACAAAUGGUGGAGUCUUUGCAGAGAUGUGACAGGCAAGAGGACUAAGAAACCAGUUGGAGGGGUAAAAACUAUGGGCGAUUCUAUGUGAAAGUUGGAAAUGGUGCUUUAUCUGAAGUAGUGGAAAAGUGUCCAAGUAAAAUCUUGAAGGGUAUUUAUGGAGAUUAGGAUGAGAGAGCAAAGGGAUAUGAAGUACUUAUUUUGAAGUCCUCAGAAUUUCUUUAGUUUGUAUUUAUUGUAUUAGCAUCACUGUAUUAGAGUUGGAAGGGAAUGUUGUCCAAUUUCCUCAUUUCACAGAGAAGGAAACAGGCAAAAUAAAGUUGGUCCUGAAUUA
Lynx canadensis (Canada lynx) is the source of this 3202-nucleotide messenger RNA. It is a transcript of the gene SDF2, whose product is annotated as stromal cell derived factor 2. Bases 111 to 746 code for a protein of 211 amino acids. The record is from RefSeq and is a predicted model, not a curated record. Lineage: Eukaryota; Metazoa; Chordata; Mammalia; Carnivora; Felidae. The transcript has 3 exons.